AUGGAUUAUAGUAACUUUGGAAACAGUGCCAGUAAAAAGUUUCAAGACGAUACUCUAAACAGAGUAAGAAAAGAGCAUGAAGAAGCCUUAAAAAAGUUGCGAGAAGAGAACUUCAGUUCAAACACGUCAGAAUUGGGAAACAAGAAGCACUAUAGAGCACAGGAAAGGAUGAGUUCGCCAUUACAUAGAUUGUCUCCCACAGGUAAAUCAGACGAUAGGAAAGUGAAGAGCCCGCUAGAUGAUAAGCUAAGGAGGCAAUUAAGGGAAGGUAAUACGCGACUACCUCCUCCACCAUUUUCCAGCUACGGGAUGCCACCCACCAACCGAUCUAAUUUGGAUAGAAUAAGAAGAAGGACUAGCUCACCAGUAAGAACUGAUAAAUUUGCAUCACAAAAUGUGAUAGAUGACCAAAGAUUAGAAAUAAAAUAUUUAGAACGAAUCGUAUAUGACCAAGGCACUGUCAUUGAUAAUCUAACAUCAAGAAUAACAAGACUGGAAUCAUUCAUACUGAAUUCGAUCUCAGACAGAGGAGAUAAAAAUUUUGCCUCUCUCGAACACUCCCGCUCUUUUUCUGGGUUUCCGACCAACAAGACGUAUGGCUUACAAAUGGGUGGACUGUAUGAGAAUGAUAUGCCCUAUCGAAGAAGUAGCGACAACAUUAAUAAAGAAGGAGCAAGAGAAGAUCGAUCGUCACAAAUCCAUAUUGAAAAUGAAAGUACGGAGGAUAUACUAAAAAUAUUGUCUUCGUCUUUUCACAAUUGA
This is a messenger RNA of Saccharomyces cerevisiae S288C, 762 nucleotides long. It is a transcript of the gene SPC29, whose product is annotated as Spc29p. Bases 1 to 762 code for a protein of 253 amino acids. Gene Ontology annotation, molecular function: structural constituent of cytoskeleton. The transcript has a single exon. The record is from RefSeq and is marked reviewed. NCBI's taxonomy places the organism in Eukaryota, Fungi, Ascomycota, Saccharomycetes, Saccharomycetales, Saccharomycetaceae. Gene Ontology annotation, cellular component: central plaque of spindle pole body; nucleus; spindle pole body. Gene Ontology annotation, biological process: spindle pole body duplication.